Messenger RNA from Solea solea (common sole), 6419 nucleotides. RefSeq names its product ATPase plasma membrane Ca2+ transporting 1a (gene atp2b1a). The transcript has 22 exons. The record is from RefSeq and is a predicted model, not a curated record. Gene Ontology annotation, molecular function: ATP binding; ATP hydrolysis activity; PDZ domain binding. Gene Ontology annotation, cellular component: intracellular membrane-bounded organelle; membrane. Gene Ontology annotation, biological process: regulation of cytosolic calcium ion concentration; calcium ion transmembrane transport. Lineage: Eukaryota; Metazoa; Chordata; Actinopteri; Pleuronectiformes; Soleidae. Bases 403 to 4251 code for a protein of 1282 amino acids.
UAAAGCUGCCCCCGGGUGUUGUAGACGUUGCAUUUUACCUCCAUGACCCGCUUAAGUCUUCAUUUUUUGUCUCCAGUGAUCAACGAGGGCCAGCCACUGAUCUUCAUGCAUGGUGAUUUCCGGCUCUGCGGGUGAUCCUCAGUCACCAUGAAAGACUAGGAAAAGGAACUCGGCUCUCCAAGGGAAAUGGCUUGUCUUGUAAUAUCCCUGCCCUACUACCUGGCAUAUGACUCCAGCUGCCUCUGAAGGGCCUGUCAGCUGUUUAUGGGAACUACCACUUGGUUCACACUCUUGAGGAUUUAAGUUUUUCCUGGACCCCUCCUCUCCUCCCCCGAUUUUUACCCCCACGCUAUUGAGCCAAAGCAUCAACGCUUUGCAAUAGAGUGGGGAGCUGCUGAGACAAUGGCAAACAACUCGUACAGUGGGGUUAAGAACUCCAUCGUGGAGGCCAACCAUGAUGGAGAGUUUGGCUGCACGCUCAAAGACCUGCGCUCUCUUAUGGAACUGAGAGGCGCAGAGGCGCUUAACAAAAUUGGGGAAUCUUUUGGGGAUACUCAAGGACUCUGCAGCCGAUUAAAAUCGUCACCUAUAGAUGGUCUAAGUGGGCAGCCUGCAGACAUCGAGAAGCGGAAAACAGUGUUUGGGCAGAAUUUUAUACCACCCAAAAAGCCCAAAACCUUCUUACAAUUAGUGUGGGAGGCACUACAGGAUGUCACACUGAUUAUCCUAGAAGUGGCAGCCAUAGUUUCACUAGGCCUUUCUUUUUAUAAACCUCCAGAUGCCAAAAGAGAAAACUGUGGAAGGGCCGCUGGAGGUGUAGAGGAUGAAAAUGAAGCAGAGGCAGGUUGGAUCGAGGGUGCUGCGAUUCUUCUCUCGGUAAUCUGUGUGGUGCUGGUGACGGCGUUCAACGACUGGAGUAAAGAGAAACAGUUUAGGGGCCUCCAGAGCCGCAUUGAGCAAGAGCAGAAAUUCACUGUCGUACGCGGCGGACAAGUCAUCCAGAUUCCUGUGGCUGAGAUCGUGGUCGGCGACAUUGCACAAGUAAAAUAUGGUGAUCUUUUGCCUGCUGACGGAGUUUUACUCCAAGGCAACGACCUGAAGAUUGAUGAGAGCUCGCUCACGGGAGAGUCGGACCACGUCAAGAAAACGCACGAGAAAGAUCCAAUGCUGUUAUCAGGCACUCAUGUAAUGGAAGGCUCAGGGAAAAUGGUGGUCACCGCUGUGGGUGUCAACUCUCAAACUGGAAUUAUCUUCACUUUACUUGGGAGUGCCGAGGACGAUGACGAAGAUGAGGAGGAAAAGAAAAAGGAGAAGGAGGAGAAGAAGAAACAGAGAAAAAACAAAAAGCAGGAUGGAUCUGUAGAAAAUCGUAAGAAGGCUAAAGCACAGGACGGCGCGGCGAUGGAAAUGCAGCCCCUGAACAGUGACGAGGGAGGUGACGCAGAGGAGAAGAAGAAAUCCCACCUGCCAAAGAAAGAGAAGUCCGUUCUCCAGGGCAAACUGACCAAACUAGCUGUACAGAUUGGCAAAGCUGGACUGGUUAUGUCAGCCAUCACUGUUAUUAUCCUGGUGGUGCUGUUUGUCGUGGACACCUUCUGGAUCCAGAAUCUGCCCUGGGAGAAGGACUGCACCCCCAUUUACAUUCAGUUCUUUGUGAAAUUCUUCAUCAUCGGUGUCACUGUCCUGGUGGUGGCUGUGCCUGAAGGCCUACCUCUUGCUGUAACAAUUUCCCUGGCGUAUUCUGUAAAGAAAAUGAUGAAAGACAACAACCUUGUGCGUCACUUGGACGCCUGCGAGACAAUGGGUAAUGCCACCGCCAUCUGCUCUGACAAGACUGGUACACUCACAAUGAACCGCAUGACUGUGGUGCAGGCCUUCGUCUCUGAGAAGUUCUACAAGAAAGUCCCUGAACCAGAAAACAUCACGCCUUCCAUUUUAGAUAUACUGGUUCUGGGUAUUGCAGUCAACUGCGCCUAUACCACCAAGAUAUUGCCUCCAGAGAAAGAGGGGGGGCUGCCACGGCAGGUGGGCAACAAGACCGAAUGUGCCUUGCUUGGCUUUUCUAAGGACCUGAAGCGUGACUACCAGACUAUCCGCAAUGAGAUCCCCGAAGAGAAACUGUACAAAGUCUACACCUUUAACUCGGUCCGCAAAUCGAUGAGCACUGUGCUGAAGUUGGCUGACGGCAGCUACCGCAUGUUCAGCAAAGGAGCCUCAGAAAUUCUCUUAAAAAAGUGCUAUAAAAUCCUAACAGCAAAUGGGGAGUCCAAGGUGUUUCGCCCACGGGACAGAGAUGACAUGGUAAAGAAAGUGAUUGAGCCCAUGGCCUCGGAAGGUCUGAGGACAAUCUGCCUUGCAUACAGAGAUUUCCCGGUUUCGGAGGGUGAGCCUGACUGGGACAAUGAAAACGACAUCCUUAGCGGACUGACCUGCCUCUGCGUGGUUGGCAUUGAAGACCCUGUGAGACCUGAGGUCCCAGACGCCAUCAGGAAAUGCCAGCGUGCUGGCAUCACAGUGCGAAUGGUGACUGGGGACAACAUUAACACGGCUCGAGCUAUUGCUACCAAGUGUGGCAUCCUACUGCCCGGAGACGACUUCAUCUGCCUGGAGGGCAAAGAUUUCAACCGAAGGAUACGCAACGAGAAAGGAGAGAUCGAGCAAGAACGCAUUGACAAGAUCUGGCCCAAACUACGAGUACUGGCUCGCUCGUCCCCCACCGACAAACACACCUUAGUGAAAGGUAUUAUAGACAGCACAGUAUUGGAACGGAGACAAGUAGUGGCAGUGACAGGAGAUGGUACCAAUGAUGGUCCUGCCUUGAAGAAAGCUGAUGUUGGCUUUGCCAUGGGUAUUGCUGGCACCGAUGUAGCCAAGGAGGCGUCUGACAUCAUUCUGACCGACGACAACUUCUCCAGCAUCGUGCGAGCUGUCAUGUGGGGACGCAACGUCUACGACAGCAUCUCCAAGUUCCUCCAGUUUCAGCUAACUGUCAACGUGGUGGCCGUUAUCGUAGCAUUCACCGGAGCCUGCAUCACACAGGACUCUCCACUGAAGGCAGUACAGAUGUUGUGGGUCAACCUCAUCAUGGACACCUUUGCCUCUCUGGCUCUGGCCACGGAGCCCCCCACAGAAUCUCUGCUGCUAAGGAAGCCAUAUGGCCGCAACAAGCCUCUAAUCUCCCGCACUAUGAUGAAGAACAUCCUUGGCCAGGGCGUGUACCAACUCAUCAUCAUUUUCACUCUGCUCUUUGCCGGUGAGAAAGUGUUUGACAUCGACAGCGGCAGGAACGUGCCCCUCCACGCCCCGCCCUCCGAGCACUACACUAUCGUCUUCAAUACCUUUGUGAUGAUGCAGCUCUUCAACGAGAUCAAUGCGCGCAAGAUUCACGGCGAACGGAACGUCUUCGAGGGCAUCUUCAACAACCUUAUCUUCUGCAGUAUCGUCUUCGGUACCUUCAUCAUUCAGAUUGUCAUAGUGCAGUUUGGAGGGAAGCCAUUCAGCUGUGUGGCUCUGUCCAUCGACCAGUGGCUGUGGUGCACCUUCUUAGGCUUUGGCUCUCUACUAUGGGGACAGGUAAUCUCUUCGAUACCCACCAGCCGCUUAAAAUUCUUGAAAACGGCGGGUCACGGCACCCAGAAGGAGGAGAUCCCGGACGAGGAGCUGGAUGAGCUGGAGGACAUGGAAGAGAUCGACCACGCUGAGCGGGAGCUUCGCCGCGGCCAGAUCCUCUGGUUCCGAGGCCUCAAUCGCAUCCAGACUCAGAUGGAUGUAGUCAGUGCGUUCCAGAGUGGAACUUCCUUUCAGGGGGCUCUCAGGCGGCAGGCCUCCAACUCCAGCCAACAACAGCACGAUAUCCGGGUGGUGAAUGCAUUCCGCAGCUCCAUCUCCCUCUAUGAGGGGCUGGAGAAGCCCGAGUCGCGAACAUCCAUCCACAACUUCAUGACCCACCCCGAAUUCCGGAUAGAGGACUCCGAGCCCCAUAUUCCCCUCAUAGACGACACGGACGCGGAAGACGACGCUCCCACCAAGCGCAACUCCGCCAGCCCCUGCAACGCCUCGCCUACGCCGCCCUCGCCCUCGCCCUCACCCUCACCCACGCCCGCCGCCGCACCCACCACGCCGGUCUCGCCCUCCCCGAACCAGAACAAUAACGCUGUGGAGAGCAGCAACCACCUUCUCCUGGAGGGCCCCAAAUCAGGAACCCCGUCGGCUCCGGCGAGCCCGCUACACAGCCUGGAGACGUCCCUUUGAUCUGACCCCACCCCCUCCCUGCUCUGCACGCGUCGCCACCACCACUUUUCUACCCACCACCACCACCAAGGAGCUCCACUCAGACAAGACGAAGGAACAUUCAGAGAGGAGACGAAGGGCUAGAAGGAGGAGCGGAGCCUCGUGUGAGCUUUGGCUUGGGCUGGACUAAGAACAGCGGACAUUCAGAGGAAUGUACGGCUUGGUGUGGAUGCUUUGAUCUUCUUUUCUUUUUUUUGGUUCUAAGUAAUACCCCGCAACAACACAAGGACUCCACCCCUCCCUCCUUGAUAACUUUUAUUUUUCUCGGUAAACAUCACCCGGGGGGGGUGAUUAUAAACUCGGAUUGAAAGUGACCUGUUUUGUUUUUUUUCUUAUUCUAUUAUUAUUAUUAUUAUUAACAUUAUUAUUAUUAUUUUAAAUUGAGAUGGUGGAGCUCGUCCUCCUCUGGCUUGAAGAUCGUCUGUAAGAAAUUUGAAAAGAACCUUUUUAGCUUCUCUUUUAUCUGAAUGGUGUUGUAUAUUUAUCUCUUUGGCCCUUUUGCUCAUUCAAAAAUGUAUUUCUGCUCCAUUGGCUGUUAAUAUUUUGAGUUAUUUAUGUUUUUUGGAAAAAAAGCAGGUCUGUUUACAAAGUUUGUAGAUACUUUUUUUUUUUUUUUUUUCUGUUUGUAGGCAAAAGAGCUUCCUGAUGAUGUAAUGACGCAGAGAACAGAGGGACAGAAGAAGAAAAAAAAAGCAAAUCGACGAGAGGAUUAUUUCAGAUACUGCUGUAUUUUCAGGAAAAAAAAGGGUGUUUCUAUUGAAACUUAACUAUUUUUGCCUGCAAGUUUUAUUUGUUAUAUAUUUGUAGAUAAAUAUAGAAACCUCUAGCCAAACUGAUAAACACUAAGGCUUGUAUAGAAAAGAGGUCCACUGGGCAAGGUGUGUUCUCACAGGAGAAAGGGGACGGUGGGGGGGGGGGAGACAAUUAGGGCCUCUGUACACUAACAUCACUAUAAAUAUUUACUACUUCCAUUUCUUGGGUAGUUUUCAUGUGCACAAAACCUUCUGGAAUUUUUUGGAUUCUCUCUUCAUUCAUUAUGUUGUGUUCGAGGAUUUCCACAUGUUGAAAGGUUCACUCGUUAAAAAAAGAAAAAAGGGAUUUUUUGAAGAAGAAAAAAACAGAACGUCAGGGCCCGUAUUUAGCAAGCAUCUCGGAACAAGCGCCUGAAAGUCGGACUAGGGAACAAAGUCUUACCUCGGAAGUCAGGACGUGGGAGGUUUAUUAAACCUCCUGUUGUUUCUUUCAGCGGCAAGUCAAAAGUUUUCCCUUUCUUUCGUGGGGAGUUUUAACAACUCCUCGUCGUCGUUGGUGUCAGUUUUUGUCAGGGGUAACAGAGGCCAAUGGCUAAAUAAAGCGCUUUACAUGUUGGCUGUAUGAGAAGCUUAAUUUCUGCACGUUGAGGCUUAAAAAGGCAUUAGAAGCAACUUUUAUUUUGAAAGUAGCGCUGUAUUAAGGGCAAUUCAAAGCUGUUUAUCUUAGAAUCGGACGUCAAACAUGGAUGUGCCUUGGAAUCUGUUAUUUUUGAUGAUGCUUGGUCCCGCCUUUUCGUCACCUUUUUUAGGGGGGGGGGGUGCACAAAAUUCCUUCAAAUUUAAAAAAAACAAAAAUAUCUUGCAGCUCAAAGUCAAACCAAAUAUUCAUUCUUAAAAGAAAUCUUGAUUUCCUCCUGCCUCUGGAUGCUUGAUAAAUAUGGUUCCUGCUCACUUUAUUUUUUAGUGUCCUCAAAGUCAAACGUCAGCCCCCUGCCAAUGUACAAAUACUGACAUUUGUUUACUCAGGCAUAGAAAAAGUAUUUAAUUUAAAAAGAAGUCCAUAAAAAAAAAACUUCAGAUUUUAUGUAUUUAGAUAAAUAUCGUCCUGGUUAAAAGAGCAAGUGAAUUAUUUUCAUAUUUCAUUCAAUCUUUAAGGGAAAAAACAAAAAAAACGUAAUCUCACGCCUCUGAGUUUUUCUUUGGCUUAGAUAUUUUUAUUUUUUUCUUCAGCCCGAUUCCAAAAGACUUCAUCAUGAAUAAAUGUUGCUGCAUUUUGAUUUGUUUGUAAGAUAUUUUUGACACCUGAUGUACUGGAACUGCUAAAGAAUUGGACAUGUGCAUUUUUUUUCAAGAAUAAAGACUAGGCAUACACUGGUA